Molecule: messenger RNA, 1392 nt
Organism: Vigna umbellata (rice bean)
Lineage: Eukaryota; Viridiplantae; Streptophyta; Magnoliopsida; Fabales; Fabaceae
Product: ethylene-responsive transcription factor ERN1-like
Biological process (GO): regulation of DNA-templated transcription
Molecular function (GO): DNA binding; DNA-binding transcription factor activity
Source: RefSeq, a predicted model, not a curated record
AUUUGAAGAGGAUACCCUGUCUGCAUCAUGUCAAAUUUUAAAUAUGCUUUCAAAAAGUUAAACAAUUAACAAAUCCCAUGAUGUGCAUCUUCUAUAUUAAUCCCACUUGCUUGCUCAAAAGUUAAGCACCUUUUUCAAUCCUAUGUGUGUGUGUAUAUUAUAUGUAUAUAUAUAUAUAUUCUCACAGCUUGCAAACAAUAACAUGAAAAUUAAGUAAUAGCUAGCUUUCCAUCAACAUUGUGAGAGCUAUAAACAACUUCUGGUCCUCUUGUCUUGUUUCUUGAAACAUCUUCAUCACAAGUUGUACCGUUCAAGUAGACCAUUUUGUUUGAUAAUAGUAUUUGUGAUGGAAAUUCAAUUCCAACAACCAAACCUGCAGCAUCAGAAAUCAGGCAUUGCGGUCACCAGAGGAGGAAAGUUGAAAGGGCGAAGCAGAAGCAACAACACCAACAAAUUUGUUGGGGUGAGACAAAGGCCUUCGGGGAGAUGGGUGGCUGAGAUCAAAGACACAACUCAGAAGAUAAGAAUGUGGCUUGGCACAUUUGAAACAGCUGAGGAAGCAGCCAGAGCCUAUGAUGAAGCUGCAUGCCUUCUUCGUGGAUCAAACACUCGCACCAACUUCAUCACUCAUGUGUCCUUGGAUUCCCCUCUUGCUUCUCGAAUUCGGAAUCUUCUUAACAACAAAAAAGGGAUAAAGAAACAGGAAGAUGCUAAUGUUAUUGCUAAUGCUAAUAAUGCAGCAGUUCCAAGAGUAAGCAGCACUGGCACUGCUAGUACUACUACCACUACUACUACUACUACAACUACUACUAGUACUCAUUGUAAUUCAAACAAUGGCAAUGGCAACAAUGAGAAGUAUCUUUCUACCAUGACACCUCAAAGUUCAAAUCUGUUUGAUGAUGCUUAUAAACCAGAUUUGAGCAAUUGCAGGGAGGAUUUUGGGUCAGGUCAUCAAUCCAAUACUUCAUGGGGUUUUGGACCUGUCUUUGAUCGUUUUCCCAUUGCUCAAAUAUUGGAUGUACCGAAGAUUGAUGAUUGUCUCACUGAUGCAGCUGACUUGGAGCUUUGUGAAUUUGAAAGAAUGAAAGUUGAAAGACAGAUAUCAGCUUCACUCUAUGCAAUUAACGGGGUGCAAGAGUACAUGGAAACUGUUCAGGACUCCAGUGAAACUCUCUGGGAUCUUCCACCUUUAUGCUCAUUGUUCUGCUAAACUUGAAGGUCUAAAAGAUCCUGCAAUUGUUCCAUCUGAAUGUCAGUAGUCUUGUUUAUUUUAAUUUAUUGAAAACACGAGGGAGGAGUGUGGAUCUGAGCAUUGAUUGAAAUAUUACAAUAACAAUGGUGAGAUAUAAUUUUGUUCUCAAUGUGAGCAGGAAGAUCAAUGAGUUGCAUUAG